This is a messenger RNA of Medicago truncatula (barrel medic), 1509 nucleotides long. RefSeq names its product benzyl alcohol O-benzoyltransferase. The record is from RefSeq and is a predicted model, not a curated record. Bases 55 to 1443 code for a protein of 462 amino acids. NCBI's taxonomy places the organism in Eukaryota, Viridiplantae, Streptophyta, Magnoliopsida, Fabales, Fabaceae. The transcript is spliced from 2 exons.
UCAACACUUCUUCAUUUUAUUUGGUUGCAUCCCUCUUUCUUUCUUUGUUUUAACAUGACUUCUUCAUCACCAUUAUUGUUCACAGUGCGGAGGUCCCAACCAGAGUUGGUACUUCCAGCUGCACCCACUCCUCAUGAAGUUAAACUCCUCUCUGACAUUGAUGAUCAAGAAGGCCUUCGUUUCAAUCUUCCUGUCAUAUUUGUCUUUCGUCAUGAACCUUCAAUGAAAGAGAAAGACCCUGUUAAGGUUCUUAAACAUGCACUCUCACGAACACUUGUUUAUUACUAUCCAGGUGCAGGAAGGAUUAGGGAGGGUGCUGGGCGCAAGUUGAUGGUGGAUUGCACCGGGGAGGGUGUCAUGUUCAUUGAAGCUGAAGCUGAUAUAACACUUGAUCAAUUUGGUGAUGCUCUGCAACCUCCAUUUCCUUGCUUCCAAGAAAUUCUAUGUGAUGUUCCAGGCUCAGAAUAUAUUAUUGACCGUCCCAUCCGACUUAUACAGGUUACACGUCUCAAGUGUGGUGGUUUCAUAUUGGCCUUGAGUUUGAACCAUACAAUGGGUGAUGGAUCUGGUUUAAGACAAUUCGUGUCUGCAUGGGCAGAAAUAGCUCGAGGAGCAAAUCAACCUUCCAUUCAACCUGUAUGGAAUAGGGAGAUUCUAAUGGCAAGAGACCCUCCAUACAUUACUUGCAACCAUCGUGAAUAUGAACAAAUACUUCCGCCAAAUACGUACAUCAAGGAAGAAGAUACUACUAUUGUAGUCCAUCAAUCUUUCUUCUUCACAUCCGCUCACAUAGCUGCGAUUCGUCGCUUGGUUCCACUUCACCUUUCUCGGUGCACUGCAUACGAUCUUAUCACUGCAUGUUAUUGGUGCUGCCGCACAAAAGCAUUGCAGGUAGAACCAGAUGAAGAUGUGCGAAUGAUGUGCAUCGUUAAUGCACGCUCGAGGUUUAGUGCUAAUAACCGUUCGUCGCUCAUUGGAUAUUAUGGCAACUGUAUUGCUUUCUCGGCGGCAGUCACCACCGCAAAGGAGCUUUGUGGAAACCAAUUAGGUUAUGCAGUGGAGUUGAUAAGAAAAGCAAAAGCUCAAGUUACAGAGAAGUACAUGCACUCAUUGGCAGAUUUUAUGGUUAUUAAGGAACGAUGUUUAUUUACAAAGGGAAGAACAUGUAUGGUGUCAGAUUGGACUCGUGCUAAGUUCUCAGAAGUGAAUUUCGGAUGGGGUGAAGCUGUGUAUGGUGGAGCAGCAAAAGGUGGAAUUGGAUCUUUUCUUGGGGGAACCUUUCUUGUCACGCAUAAGAAUGCAAAAGGAGAAGAAGGGUUAAUAUUACCAAUUUGCUUGCCUCCUGAAGAUAUGAAGAGGUUUGUUAAGGAGUUAGAUGAUAUGCUUGGUAACCAAAAUUAUCCUACAAUGAGUGGUCCUAGUUUCAUCUUGUCUACCUUAUAGUUUGUAGCUUGUGAUGUUCCGAUUGAUAUAUAAAUGAUUCAGUGUGAGUGAGUCAAGUUAAAUAAA